Cynara cardunculus var. scolymus (artichoke) is the source of this 1651-nucleotide messenger RNA. RefSeq lists its product as uncharacterized. Bases 89 to 1312 code for a protein of 407 amino acids. Lineage: Eukaryota; Viridiplantae; Streptophyta; Magnoliopsida; Asterales; Asteraceae. The transcript is spliced from 4 exons. The record is from RefSeq and is a predicted model, not a curated record.
ACCCAACGAAUUGUAAACUACGCAUACCCAGUUGUAUGUUGAUCUUAAGGUAAUAAUACACACCUGUUUUCGAGCUGUGAUUUCGCAGAUGAGGCUCGAAUCACCGGAACGGCGACGACGAACGGCCAUUGUUCGCCUGAGAAGAUCAUCUCAGGCGGCGAUUUAUUCAUCUGCCACUUGCCUGUUCUCCGGAGAAAUGCUGCGUGUCUGCUAUUGGGAAAUCAGGCCUUCCUUUGUCCUUCACCGUCUUCGUAUUGCCACUCUGUUCGUCGUCGUGUUUGUUUUCUCUUAUCUUGUCUUCGAUAGAGCUUUUGACUCGGGUCGGAUCCGAUUACCCGAAUACUUCGUUCCCUCGACUCGCAUAUUCCCAUCCUCACUUUUUGAUUCUUUGCCGGACAGUGCUGAUACUAAUCUGGAAACAGUCUUAAAGGACGCUUCCAUGCAAGACCAUACAGUUAUUUUGACCACUUUGAAUGAAGCAUGGGCAGAUCCAGAGAAUUCAAUUCUAGAUCUCUUUCUGGAAAGCUUUAGAAUCGGUUACCAAACCAGCAAACUUUUAAAUCAUUUGGUGAUUAUUGCUCUAGAUCAGAAGGCUUUCAUGAGUUGUAAGCGUGUACAUACUCAUUGCUUUGCACUCAUUACUGAAGGGGCUGAUCUCUCCCGCGAGGCCUAUUUUAUGACCCCUGAUUACUUGAAGAUGAUGUGGCUAAGGAUCGACUUUCUGCGCUCUGUUCUUGAAAUGGGAUACAACUUCCUUUUCACGGAUGCUGAUGUCAUGUGGUUCAGGGACCCCUUUCCACAUUUCUAUCCAAAUGCAGAUUUCCAAAUUGCAUGCGACCAUUAUUCUGGAAACUCAACUGACGUAGAAUCCAAUCAUCCCAAUGGAGGGUUUAGUUUUGUAAGGUCCAAUGUUCGGUCAAUAGAGUUUUACAAGUACUGGUACUCGUCAAGAGAAAUGUACCCCGGAUUACAUGAUCAGGAUGUCCUUAACAAUAUCAAAUUUGAUUCUUUUCUUAUAGACAUCGACUUGCAGCUGAGGUUUUUGAGCACUGCUUAUUUUGGUGGCUUUUGUGAACCUAGCAAAGACUUGAACAAAGUUUGCACAAUGCAUGCCAAUUGCUGUGUUGGCCUGGGAAACAAAGUUCAUGAUCUUAGAAUCAUGCUUCAGGAUUGGAAAAACUUUAUGGCGCUUCCUCCCAGCAUGAAGAUAUCACAAACACUAACUUGGAGUCCUCCAGACAACUGCACUCUUGCAUUGCGCCGCCACUUUGGUUUGUCUGGAAAUGGAACCAGAGUACACACAGUGAGUUAAACAUUUUGUAUGCCUAGUUAGUAAUUCAGAUUAUGAAACAGUGAUGUAAGAAUAUGUCAUAGGCGUUUCUUCCCCAAACCAACGUGUAGUAAUUUUCUGAGAAACAGCUUAUAGAUGACACGAUAGUUCCAGUGAGCUAGAUGUAAAAUAUUUUUAGUUGUGACAUACAAAGAAAAUGCAAUAAGACUUGUCUUAUCCUAGUGAUUUAGGUGAUCAAUUAACAAAAGAGAAUUGAGACAAAGUGCUCUCUAUACAUGCCUGGUUUUCUUACAUGUAUUCGUUAGUUUAUUCAUCUUUCAAUCGAUUUAUAACAUUUUUAUUUGUGCCGUUGUUGAUUAU